Geodia barretti is the source of this 2256-nucleotide messenger RNA. Lineage: Eukaryota; Metazoa; Porifera; Demospongiae; Tetractinellida; Geodiidae. The record is from the annotation of a GenBank genome assembly.
UUUUCUGAGGCAUGUAAAUUGGAGAACAUAUGUUAUAACCGAAUUUAUUUGGCGCUGCAUGCUGCACAUAAAGUCGUUUUGAACGCUGCUCAGCGCUGCUCAUGCGCCAAAUUAUCCGCGCCGGCGUCCUGCGCAUGCGCAAAUCAUUAACUCUUGCGGCCGAACUGGGCAGCAUGACUCUCUUCCACUUCGCCAACUGUCUCGCUCUUACCGUCGCUCCUUACUUCAUCCUCUACCGUUUCUCCGGACUGAAUGAGGUGCCGUGGAGCAAGUGCGUCAAGUCCGCCGUCGGAUAUGUCGCCACCCAGCUAGUCAAGAUGUUACUGCUGGCCACAGCCUUCCCUGUGAGUGCAGUUCAGACUGAGAGAGAUGACCUCAUUCGAGUGGCUCUCACGUGCACGGUGGACGUGAUAGACCUUCUGGGGAUAUACGUCUGUCUGACCAAGUUUAGUGCUCGCUACGAAAACAGUGCAGUCAAGACUAAAGUCCUCUCCACUGUUGUAGGUUGGGGUGUGACAGAGGUGGUGGCUACAAGAGUCGUCCCUCUCUGGGUGGAGGCGAGAGGCGUCGAGUUCAGCUGGAACAGUCUCUUCACGGGACUUGACGCCAACAUCUCCCUGGUGUAUCUGGCGUCUACAGUGGCUCUCCUGUGGAUGUGGAGCAGACCUGACUUCAACCAGACCCUCCUCCCCCUCCUCCUCUCUCUCCUCCUCUCUCUCUGCUACUCCCCUCUCUUCCUCUACCUCCUCUCCUUCUCCUUCUCCCCCACCCCCUCUCUCCUCCUCCUCACCAGACUGGGGGUGGGGCUGGUGACCGGGUUCCUCUCUCUCCUCCUCUUCCAUGGCAUGAGCAAUGGGAAGACCAAAGUUCAAUAGUCGCCCAAUAUCCAUUGACACUAUCACUUUACACCAUUCAUUUGUACAAAACAACAACACAAGAGUAUCACAAUAACUUACAAGAAAGAAGUGCAUUGUAUGACUGUGUAUUACUAUAUAUACGUGAUUUGAAGAAAAAUAAACCAAUUAAGGGUAAAGAAAGUAACGGCGAGAGAGAAUAGUGAACACGAGAGAAAAGAUGUGCAUUCAAGUCUGGCAUAAUUAUACAGCUAUUAGAUGAGUUUGGAGAUGAGAUCGUUGACUCUCUGUUGAUCCUGUUUCAUUGCAUCGCUGCUGCUGGCGUCCCCGAGGCUCUCUGUGUACUCACUGAGGACCAUCCUCACGCCGGCCAGCGUGUCUCGGUGCUGACUCAGCAGGGUCUGGAUCCGGGUCCGGAUGGCUGGAAUGGAACAGAGGUACAGCUCUGCCAUCACGUAGUCCACCAGCUGGAGCGUGAACAGCCCUGCGUCCAGGCGAUGGAGAUACGCCUCAGUGUCGUCCUCCUCAGUCGCCCCCCCGUCCAGCUGCCUCUCUCUCUUUAUCUCCUCGUCAGCCAGGGUCACCCGUCGUUUGUACUUGAAGUGCAGCUCCAUGAGUCUGUCGACUUUCUCGCAGUCAUUCUCCAGAAACUUCCCAACCAGCCGGUCCCGAGAGGCUCCCUGCACGUUCCUGAAGAGAGAGGCUAUGAUCGACGACAUGUGCUCCUCCAACUCCUGCUCCGAACCACUCGUCCCUUUCUUUGAUGAUUUCGGAGGUUUCAUGAAAACCGGGAACAGACUGCGCAGUCCGUACACCUCAACAAACUUGACACAGUUCUCCGUGCCCUCGGCGUUGCACAUGGCGUGGUUGAGCACCUUGAGCGCCGACCGACGGGACAUUUUCUUCUCUUUCAGCAUCAAUAUCAUGAGCUGGAGCCCCUCCCCCUUCAAGAAACGCUCCCGAUUUGGGGUGAACAUGAGGGCGGAGCACAGACAGUCAAACAGGUUCUCCAUCAUCUCGAUCUCGUCCAGCGUCUGCGGGUCUCGCCUCUUGUAGUAGGCCAGGGCCUGGAGGAGGUUGUCGAUGCCGUCUUUCUCGCCGAGAAGCCGCUGGUUCGUCUCGUUGCUCUGGAGUAAGAUGGCGACAAUCUCCACCACGUACAGCUUGUUGGCGUCAAACUGCCGGACUCGGAGACGGCGGAGGAGCCACGUUAUGAGCCCCUGUUCGCCGGCCGCCAGACACACCUCACUGUUCUUGAACUCUGACAUGUUCUCGACGAUGUAGAGAAUGUUGUGGACGCCGUCUGCGUCCUCUCGGACCUUCUCGUCCAGCCUGUCGAGGACCUGGACCAGCAGAGCCACUACCUGUUCCUUGAGCAGAGCAUCGACGAGUCCCUCCACCU